CAGCAUCACCUAACUUCCGCCAAAGGUGAAAACAUCUCUUUGGGGGAUUGUUUUCUGUUUGGCUCGGUAAGUCAUGUUGCAUAGCAUGUGUUUGUUGUGCUCGAUUUUUUAACAUUGUAUUCAUAUAUCGCAGCUGAUGUAACGGACCCAUGCAGAACACCAAUUGUCAUUGAGUCAGAACGUAAACGCACUGUUGUCAUGCUGUAGAUCUUAUUUAGCAUUCGAGAUUUUCGUCUGCUUAUCACGGAGUUCCUUUGAUCAAGGGCUUGGAUCACACGAUCCUCCUUCAAGUGUUCACGUGUACAGAUUCAUAAUGGGGAAGAAGGUGAAAGAAGACAAGAAAGCUCCUCCAGAGGAUGUGUUUGACACUAUUCUGGUGGAGAGCCGACAGGCGGCUACAGUUGUGUUGAUGCUCAACAGUCCGGAGGAAGAUGUACAGUCUAAAGCAUGCGAAGCCAUCUACAAGUUCGUUAAUAAAUGUGAAGAGAACAAGAAGACAUUACUAGACCUUAAUGCAAUUGACCCGCUGCUGAGACUGGUACAAGGAGAGGACAAAACUGUCAGGCGCAAUGCUUGCAUGGCUCUCGGGGUCAUGUGUGCACAUCCUGACGUGAGGAAACUAUUACGAAAGAGAGAUGAUUCUAUCGCUGCUUUUGUGAACCUCUUGCAACCUGAAGAGGACACCGUUGUCCACGAGUUCUCCGCCCUGGCUCUGUCCUACCUGGCCACAGAGUUCUCCACAAAGGUCUCCAUAUUCGAGAACAACGGCAUCGAACCCCUCGUCAAGUGUCUAUCCUCCACAGAUCCUGAUGUCCAGAAAAAUGCCAUUGAAGCUCUUGCCCAGAUGUUACUUGACUACCAGACACGAGGUGCCUUGCGGGAGUAUGAUGGCCUCCAGCCCAUGCUAGACCUCCUCAAGUCCGAGUACGCCAUCAUCCAGAAGCUGUCCCUCCUGUCUCUAGAUCGGGCUUCACAGGAUGCGGAAAAUCGAGCCUCAUUGAGAGAGCUGGAGGCGAUCUCCCACCUGAUCAAGUUCUUGGCCCACCCGGAGUGGAACGAUCUGCAUGUGAUGGCGGUGAUGGUGUUGUCUAACCUGCUGGAGGAUGUGGAGAGUCUGGAGCAAAUCAAAGAGACUGGUGGUCUGAAGAGGCUGGUGGCAAUCAUCACUGACCAACCCCCUGUGGAGGAGGAGACCAAGGGGGGCAAGGCGGACAAAAAGGCAGGGUCGCGCGCUGGCAAGAAGAGUGCCAAGGGAGAGGCCAAGAAGGUGAUCGAAGAGAAGGAUGAACAGUCCCCUGGAGGAGAUUCCAUCAUCCCCACCCUCCCCGAUGUCAAGAUGAGUGCCGCUCGAGCCAUCGCUCGGUCAGCACGCAGUGUGGAGAACCGUAAGAUCCUACACGAGCAGGAGGCUGAGAAGAUGUUGAUUCAUCUGCUGUCUCAUGAGUCAGUGGACGUACAGAGCGCAGCAGCCCAGGCUCUCGGCAUCAUGUGUGAGAACCUCAGCAGCAGAGACUCCAUCCGCGAGUGGGAGGGUCUAGCACCUCUGAUCAGGCUGCUCAACUCGGAGAGUGGAGACGUGAAGGAAUCUGUGACACUAGCCCUCACCAACCUCACCACAGCCAACUCCACAAACUGCAAUGAGAUGAUGAACCUGAAUGGCCUUGACCCACUGAUCCAGCUGUUGGCAGACAGUCGGGAGGAGGCUGUAGCCAACACCGCCAGCGUCCUCACCAACCUGGCGCAGGAGGAGGUGCUGCGUAUAGAGUGUCUCAACCGCGCUGUCGUCUCUUCCCUCAUAGACCCUCUCAAGACCAGCAACACCAAUGUCCAGAGUAAAGCAGCUCUCGCUUUAGCAGCCUUUGUGUGUGAUGCUGAUGCCAGGACAGAGCUACGUGUGUCCGGUGGAGUGGAGCCCUUGAUUGUUCUGUUGCAUUCUGGGAAUGAUGAAGUGCGGAGAAACACGUCCUGGGCCAUCACAGUUUGUGGUGUGGAUGAACCUACUGCGACAGAAAUAUGUAAACUUGGUGGUCUGGAAGUCCUGCAGCAGAUUCAGAUGUCCAGCACGCGACGCAGUCCCUUCGCAGAUGCCGCACUCGAGAGACUGCUCGACAGCAACCUGUCCGCGAAAUACGCCCUCUCGGGACAUCUAGGUAGUGGGAACCUGAUAGAAGAUGGGUUCUUUGAUGCCGGUCAGCUGAAGGCAGGCACCAAGUUCCUGUCCCUGGAAGACUUCUGCAAACAGGAGAUGAAUGACAAGAGACCAACGCUGCUCAUCAACUCUAAACAAGAGAAAGUUGAGGUGAAAGAAAGUCCACCUCCACCACCUUCAUCAGAACCUGAUUCAGAGACAGACUCUCAACAAUCACCCGGACACGGGAAUAGGCGGUUGUCAUGGAAAUCCAUUCUAAAGAAAAAGCCGUCCCCUCCCCCCAGGCAGGAGGAUAAUGAAGCCCUGAAGGCUGACAGCUCCAAGACAAGCGUCUCUGGGAAGUCAUCUCGAACUGGGCGAGAAACUAAAUCGAGAGAGGAGGUCAAUGAACCUAUGUCUCCAACUGAACAAGAAGCAGAGCCUGAGCAUGAGAAUAGACAUAAGAAAUCUGCCCCGCCCAAACGAUUGUCAUGGAAAACCAUUAUCAAGAAAAAGCGCACCAAGGCUCAGCGUGAGCGCGAGGAGAAACAGAAGGAGGAGGAGAUCCAGGCUCAGCUGGCCAAGGAGGCAGAGGCUCAGGCUGCUGAGGAGAACAAGCCCUUCACCACCCCGGCCGACCCCGCCCUCUAUAAGUACAUGGAGGACGUCAUGGAUAAGAUUCAGCCACUGCCCACCACGAGGCUGCAGGUGGUGGCACUCGCAGAGUACGUGGCGGAGAAGAUGGGAGGGCCUAUAGCGAAGGGGCAGGUGACAAACUUCAGCUGGGAACUACCUCUCAGUCAGAUCAAGUUCGAGCUCAAGUCAAAUGUUGUCCCCAUCGGCAAGAUCAAGGCUGGAAUCCAUGUGCACAGAGCACUGCUCUUCAAGACACUGGCUGACCGUAUUGCUGUUGGAUGUUCCCUGACAAGGGGAGAGUACAACCGAGCCUGGAACGAAGUCAUGCUACCAGAAGAAGAUGAAGUGGCCGGUGGUGCCAGGUAUCCUCCGAAGCCCUACAUAGUUGAUCUGAUCCACGAGCCAGGCAAACUCCUGCCAGUCAACACUCCCGAGGCUGUCAGCUACCAGAAGUUGUAACUGUUGACAGUCACUGAUUGGUUUCACACCUCCCACUUGCCAGCCAGAAGCUACUAGGGGGGCAACUGCUCAUUGAAUUCUCUUUGCUUUUUUUGUCUUGAUAACUUAAUGUUUGUAAAUCAGUUGCAGACCUCACCUGUUAGAUACUAUAGGAGUCUGUAUCAGGUUUGAGAAUAAUUUGAUAUUUUUUUCAUCCCUGUUAUCUUUUGGAAAAUUAGACGAAGGAUCAGGAAUGGGAUGUUCUAAGAUUUGGUGGACUGUUAAGAUUAGCAUCAUUAUAUAAAUCAUGUUCACUCUGUAAAUGAUAUUUAUAGCAUCUUUUUAUGAUAAGAGUCAUUAUAUGAAAAUCAUGUUCACUUUGUAAAAGAUAAUACAAUCAUCAACAUAAUCAAAUUUCACACAUUUCAAUUGUGAUAUGUGGAUAGACAUUGAAUCAAGGGAUUGUAUUGAGGCAGAUAUCAGGAAUGGAGGUGGGGGGGGGAGCUAUUGUGAAUGAUUUGCCAAAAUUAUGUUGACAUGAUAAUCAAUUAUCCGAAGAUGAUUCUGUUGUGAUAUGAGUGUGAUGUAGAGGUACCACAUGGUUCUUCAUCUUUGCUCUGCAUCGCUUCGGACAGUUGAGGUCAAUCAGCAGUCUGUGAUAUAUGUCAUGAUUUAGAUGUAACAAUAUUGUACAUAAAACAAGCAUUACUAUAACUACACAUGUCUGUGCCAGUGGGUUUUGUCAACAUGUUGCUAUAUGUAAAUACUGGAAGUAUAAAGUGUUUUGUGAUAACCUGUGUAUAGUGAACUCCAGCUUGUUGAAAAUCCGUCCAAUUGUCAUUGUGUACAUAUAGAAAUUGAAAUGAUUAAAUAUAAAUUCUUGAA
Haliotis rufescens (red abalone) is the source of this 4087-nucleotide messenger RNA. Its product is annotated as armadillo repeat-containing protein 3-like. The record is from RefSeq and is a predicted model, not a curated record. The coding region runs from base 314 to 3223 and encodes 969 amino acids. The transcript is spliced from 24 exons. NCBI's taxonomy places the organism in Eukaryota, Metazoa, Mollusca, Gastropoda, Lepetellida, Haliotidae. Gene Ontology annotation, molecular function: protein binding.